Fusarium vanettenii 77-13-4 is the source of this 2499-nucleotide messenger RNA. RefSeq lists its product as uncharacterized. Bases 1 to 2499 code for a protein of 832 amino acids. The record is from RefSeq and is a predicted model, not a curated record. NCBI's taxonomy places the organism in Eukaryota, Fungi, Ascomycota, Sordariomycetes, Hypocreales, Nectriaceae. The transcript is spliced from 6 exons. Gene Ontology annotation, molecular function: DNA-binding transcription factor activity, RNA polymerase II-specific; DNA binding; zinc ion binding. Gene Ontology annotation, biological process: regulation of DNA-templated transcription; DNA-templated transcription. Gene Ontology annotation, cellular component: nucleus.
AUGACGGAUUCGCCCGACAACGGCACCGGCACUGGCGCCGGCCAGAAGCGCCCCAGGAGCCCCAAUACUGACCAAGACGACACCGCGCCUUCCCGAGAGACCGUCCCGGACAACUCAAGCGUCCCCAAGCCAAAGCGAUUGGCAUGCAUGAUAUGCCGGAAGCGCAAGCUGAAGUGUGAUGGUGUUCGUCCCAGUUGCAGCACUUGUUCUCGCCUGGGACACGCCUGCGCCUACGAUGAGCAGAGGAGAAAGAGCGGUCCCAAGCGCGGCUAUGUCAAGGCCCUCGAGGAGCGACUGAAGCAAGUCGAGACACUGCUCAAGACCCAAGAGCCGCCUACCAAUGUGCCAAAGACCCUCAACGUUCCCAUGCCCGCGCCGCCUCAGACGACGUCGCCCGCUAACCUCAACAUUCCGAAUGCGACCAUGGGCUUGGCGGGUGAUCGCGAUAUGGAUCGAUGGAACUUCAAUGGAGAGUCGCCGCAGACAGGCGCCAUCGAGGAUUUCAACUUUAAUGCCAGCAUGAACAUGGGCGGCAUGAACAAUGUCGGCGGCACCUUUACCUGGGAGAUGAUCGGUCUGGGCCUCGAGGAGCCUCUGCCGCCCCAGGAGACGAUUGACGAGCUUCACCAGAUCUACUUUGAAAAGGUUCACCCGUCCAUCCCCAUGAUCCACAAGUACCGAUACCUCGCCGCCAUGAACCUCGCGCCGAACCAGCGCCCACCCGUUUGUCUGCGGUAUGCCAUGUGGACCCUGGCAUGCACCAUCACAGACAAGUAUGCAGAUCUGAAAGAUCUGUUUUACCGGAGAGCACGCAAGUAUGUCGAGGCGGAUUACGUCAAGGGCUACGGAGAACACAUGAUCUCGAUCGCUCAUUGCCAGACGCAUAUUCUGCUGUCGUCGUAUGAGAUGAAGAUGAUGUACUUCCCCCGAGCCUGGGUGAAUACGGGCUCUGCUAUUCGUCUCGCUCAGAUGACUGGUCUUCAUAGACUAGAUGGCACUGGCCUCGACGUCAAGCAAUGUCUUGCGCCCCCGAAAGAUUGGACUGAGAGAGAAGAGCGUCGUCGAACAUUUUGGAUGGCAUUUUGCCAAGAUCGAUAUGCCAGUAUCGGCACCGGCUGGCCAAUGACAAUCGACGAGCGCGACAUCAUGACCAACCUUCCCUCGUCAGAAGAAGCUUUCAACAUGAGCAGGCCUGAGCAGACACAGUCGUUGAGCGAAUGCACCAGUCCGAUGGGAGCGGGUAAACUGUCCCCUUAUGGAGGCAUCGUUCUCAUGGCCUGCUUGUUCGGACGAAACUUGGUACAUCUGCAUCGUCCUGAUGUUGACGAUCUCGACCACGACCUCAACGGCCCAUUCUGGAAGCGUCAUCGCCAGAUGGACAAUAUCCUUCUCAACACAUCCCUCUGUCUACCCCCUCAACUCAAACUCCCCUCAGGCUUGUCGAACCCCAAUAUUGUCUUUACAAACAUGAGCAUCCACACUUCGACCAUCUGCCUGCACCAAGCCGCCAUCUUCAAGGCGGAAAAGAACAAGCUUCCAGCGUCGGUUAGCGCAGAGAGCAAGGUUCGAUGUAUUACAGCGGCAAACGAAAUUGCCAGUAUCAUGCGAAUGAUUUCUCACAUGGACCUCUCAACAGUGAACCCCUUUAUCUCCUUCUGCCUCUACGUGUCGGCACGAGUGUUUGUGCAGUACCUUAAGAGCCGACCCGACGAUAGCCAAACAGCCGACUCGCUCCGAUUCCUGCUUUCAGCCAUGAAUGCACUGAAACGACGGAACCCCCUGACGGAAUCCUUCCUCGUCCAGCUCGACGUCGAUCUAGAGGCCCUUGCUUUGAGGAUCCCCAAGCUCAAGACUGCGUUCCCACGCAACAGCGAUAGCAUGGCCGGCGACGAUGGAAAUCCAGCAGGAGCCCCCGACAUUGUGGAACCCAACAUUGGUGGAGAUGGACAGAACAUGGGGACAGCUGGCGAUGGGAGCUUCAGUGGCCAGACAUGGAUUUCACCUGAUCAGCAGUUACCCAUUCUCACGCCAAGCUCCGGAGCAACCUAUGACAAGAACGGGACUGGAAGCGGUCCAAUGUCAGGGUUUGGGGAUCUUGGAGGAGACGGCCAGGACGCAUCAGGAUCACCAGAUGGAGUACAACCGAAUCGACCGACACCAAACUCGAGCACAGGAUCUGACCAACGAGGCCACUUGGCUCCCGGACAGCUGAACGGAUCGAACCCCAACUCUUUCAACACGAGCCCAAUAUCACCGAACCAGACAAUGAUGAACACUGGCGUGCUUGACGGAAACACACAAGGAUUCUUUGCAGACCCAUCUGGCUUUACGAUACCGGCUGGUCUAGAUCAGAACGGAGCGUUUACGAUGCCAGACGGAUGGGAUAUUCAAGGACAAACCGGAGUACCGCAAGUGGGCGAGGGCGUUUUAAGGGCUUUGAUGAACAUGGGACCAAUGGAUGCCAUGGAUUUGGGAUCAUGGGAAACAAGAAACAACUGA